Messenger RNA from Parnassius mnemosyne (clouded apollo), 1317 nucleotides. Lineage: Eukaryota; Metazoa; Arthropoda; Insecta; Lepidoptera; Papilionidae. The record is from the annotation of a GenBank genome assembly.
AUGGAAUCCAUUAUUAACUGCCAGCUCAUCCGGUACCUUGAGGAUCACCAGCUGAUCAGUGACCGCCAAUACGGUUUUCGUCGGGGUCGAUCAGUUGGUGAUCUUCUAGUCUACCUGACCCAUAGAUGGGCGGAGGCAGUAGAGUCCAAGGGGGAGGCGUUGGCCGUUAGUCUGGACAUUGCGAAGGCCUUCGAUCGGGUUUGGCACAAAGCGCUUCUUUCGAAGCUCCCUUCCUAUGGGCUUCCCGAGAAAUUGUGCAAUUGGAUCACCAGCUUCCUUGCAGAUCGGAGCAUCAAGGUCGUUGUAGACGGUGCAUGUUCUGACUACAAGCCUAUUAACGCUGGUGUUCCACAAGGCUGUGUGCUAUCACCAACGCUGUUUCUUCUGCAUAUCAAUGAUAUGUUGCUAACUGGUAACAUUCAUUGCUAUGCGGAUGACAGCACUGGUGAUGCUCUAUACACCGGCCGGGCCAAUAUUUCUCGGGAAAACGUCGCCGAGUACCGGAACAAACUUGUGUCUGAAGUCGAGUCUUUGCUGGACAAAGUCUCGGAUUGGGGGCGACUAAAUCUAGUCCAGUUUAAUCCUCAGAAGACACAAGUUUGCGCGUUUACCGCUAAAAAGAACCCCUUUGUCGUAUCUCCUCAGUUUCAAGGCACUCCCCUUCUUGCCUCAGCCAGUAUCGGUAUCCUCGGAGUCGACAUAUCGAGUGACGUGCAGUUUCGUGGUCACUUGGAAGAGAAGGCCAAAUUGGCCUCUAAAAAGCUUGGCGUACUCAGCAGAGCGGGACAGUAUUUCAUGCCGGCACACCGCCUGCAACUUUACAAGGCGCAGGUUCGGCCUCACAUGGAAUACUGUUCCCAUCUCUGGGCAGGGGCUCCCCAGUGCCAGCUCCUUCCACUUGACCGCAUCCAGCGCAGAGCGGCUCGAAUCGUCGACGACCGAGCCCUUUCCGAUCGGCUCGAUUCAUUGGCACUGCGAAGAGAUGUUGCAUCUCUUUGCAUUUUCUUUCGCAUCUACCAUGGGGAGUGCUCUGAGGAAUUGUUCGGAUUAAUCCCAGCCGCCAAAUUUCAUGAACGCACAUCGCGGCAGAACUCCCGAUACCAUCCACACCAUCUGGAUGAUUGGCGGUCCACCACUGUGCGAUUUAGAAGAUGUUUUCUUCCUCGCACGACUUCCUUGUGGAAUCGAUUACCAUCAGCGAUUUUUCCGGACCGAUAUGACUUAGGGACCUUCAAGAAAAGAGCCUACUCCUUUUUAAAAGGCCGGCAACGCAUCUGCAAUUCCCCUGGUGUUGCGGUUGUUCAUGGGCGGCGGUAG